GCUCAGGGACCUGUGGACAACUCACCCGGCUGUAAUGGCUGCAGGCCCCCGGACCUCCCUGCUCCUGGCUUUUGCCCUCCUCUGCCUGCCCUGGCCCCAGGAAGUGAGUGCCUUCCCCACCAUGUCCUUGUCCAGCAUGUUUGCCAACGCUGUGCUCCGGGCCCAGCACCUGCACCAACUGGCUGCUGACACCUACAAAGACUUUGAGCGCUCCUACAUCCCAGAGGGACAGAGAUACUCGAUCCAGAACGCCCAGGCUGCCUACUGCUUCUCGGAGACCAUCCCGGCCCCCACGGGCAAGGAGGAGGCCCGGCAGAAAUCCGACACGGAGCUGCUCCGCUUCUCGCUGCUACUCAUCCAGUCGUGGCUCGGGCCCAUGCAGGCCCUCAGCAGGGCCUUCACCAGUGGCCUGCUGUUGGGCAUCUCCAGCGGCGUCUACGAGAAGCUGAAGGACCUGGAGGGCUGAGUUUCUGUCUCUCCUUCCCUUUUGCAGGAGCUGGAAGAUGGCAGCUCGCAUUCGGGGCUGAUCCUCACGCAAACCUACGACAGGUUUGACACAAACUUGCGUAGUGGUGACACUGUGCUCAAGAACUACGGGCUGCUCUCCUGCUUCAAGAAGGACCUGCACAAGGUUGAGACGUACCUGCGGUUCACCAAGUGUCGCCGCUUCAUGGAAAGCGGCUGUGCCUUCUAGCAGCUGGCCAUCUCUGUGACCCUCCCCAGUGCCUCCCCUGACCCUGGAAAGGGUCCCUCCAGUGCCCACCAUCCUUUCCUAAU
Molecule: messenger RNA, 777 nt
Organism: Myotis brandtii (Brandt's bat)
Lineage: Eukaryota; Metazoa; Chordata; Mammalia; Chiroptera; Vespertilionidae
Product: somatotropin
Exons: 5
Biological process (GO): response to nutrient levels; positive regulation of tyrosine phosphorylation of STAT protein; positive regulation of growth
Cellular component (GO): extracellular region
Molecular function (GO): hormone activity; growth hormone receptor binding
Source: RefSeq, a predicted model, not a curated record